This is a messenger RNA of Manihot esculenta (cassava), 906 nucleotides long. RefSeq lists its product as uncharacterized. The record is from RefSeq and is a predicted model, not a curated record. The transcript has 3 exons. NCBI's taxonomy places the organism in Eukaryota, Viridiplantae, Streptophyta, Magnoliopsida, Malpighiales, Euphorbiaceae. Bases 258 to 662 code for a protein of 134 amino acids.
AUUCACGCUGAGAUCCUUUCAGUUUCUACUUUCUAGGGUUAGGGUUUUAAUUUAUUAAUUUCUGUGCAAUAGCAUCGAAACUUCGCAUAUUUGGAGAUUCUUAGUUUAUAUAGGAAGCCGACUUGGUUUGUUAACGAUCAGAAGAUACACAAUUUUUUCUUUCCUGGGUUGCCGACUGGUGAAAUUUUCUGUCUGAUCACAUCUCAUCUGGGCUUUUGCGCCCUUUGGCCUUUAAAAUCGAUGAUCGGCAGCGUCCCAUGGACCACUCUCUAUCGCACAACACUCCCCCAAUCACUGACGAGGAAGAUGAAUGGGACACUGAUGGAUUUGUGAUUCCAAGCUUGGGAAUAGAAGGUCCAGAUAAUGGAAAACCUGAUGCUUCCGCAGUAGAACCAUCAAAACCUCCUUCUCCCAAGGCUAAAAAAGAAGAGAACAUUUACCUAGGACCUCACGGGGCUCCACCUUCGCAAUCAAAGCAGCAAGAGCUGAACUAUUCUGGUCGGAAACAGCGGUUCAAGCAGAAACUGAAGGAAGCAGAUAGAAGAAUAGGUGGAAAUAAGUUGGAGAAUUCGCGAGAGAUAGUAGGUGAUGGGAACUGGGAAGGGAAGUCCCAAUAUGGCAAAGGGUUCUCGCAGGGAUUGGUUAGACCUACACUGCCAUGAAUAACAGUUUGAGAAGACCUCUCAGUGAGUAGACUAGUAGUUGGUACCUAAUUUUAUCUUUUCAGCCAAAGCACGAACUAUUUCAAGUUUCAACAUCGUUAGAGAUGCACAUUUUAUUGAAAUGCAUGUAUUAUGACAAUAAUCCUCCAUCAGUUGGACCAUUUGAUGAUGCUGCUAAAACAGAAUGUAUUAUGAUAAUGGACCUUAGAUCUUUAAGCCUAUUCACAGGGCAUUUGAACUUUUA